GAUAGCGCCACCGCCACCCACCAGCACCACUAUCGAUAUCUACGUUCAUAUUUUCUAGACAUUAUCCUAAGUGAAGAAGCUACUAGAAAGCCAUGCAACUUUGAAAGAGUUGAGCUUUACCAUGCCUAUAUAUAGGAACCUUCCCUUAAUCUCAUUCCUCACAACUUACAUAGAAUUGGUGUUAAAUACAUACUAAAGUCGUUUAUAUAUACAUAAGAGGGGAGAGAGAGUCUAGCCAUUUGAAGUUUGGAAGCUUGAAGAUGGCUAGUUCCAAGGUGCUAGCUGUUGCAUUCUUGGCUAUGCUCCUUGUGGAACUUGCUUUUGCCGCAAGAUUAUCAAAAGAGGUCUUUGGUAGUGGAGGUGGUAGAGGAGGAGGAGGAGGAGAAGGAGGAGGAGGAGGUGGUGGUUAUGGACCUGGUUCAGGCUCAGGGUAUGGUUCGGGUUCAGGAUAUGGUGGUUCAAAAGAAGGAUAUGGUAUUGGUGGCGGUGGAGGAGGAGGAGAAGGUGGAGGUGGUGGUUCUGCUGGUGGGUAUGGUUCCGGAUAUGGGUCUGGCGGUGGCUCAGGGUAUGGGUUUGGAGGAGGGAUAGGAAAGGGUGGAGGUGGCGGAGGUGGUGGUGGCAAAGGUGGUGGUGGAGGUGGUGGUAGUGAGACAGGAAGUGGUUCUGGCUACGGAAGUGGUAGUGGCUCCGGAUAUGGAAGUGGAAGUGGUAAAGGAGGAGGAGGUGGUGGUGGAGGAGGAGGUGGNUGCAUAUGGCCACCUAAGCAAAGUAGAGAAACUUUUCUGAGCCUCAAGUCAAAAGUGGGAGGACAGAUAAGUUGCAUGAAGUCACGCAGGCCACCGCCACAUCCAUGAUAGCGCCACCGCCACCCACCAGCACCACUAUCGAUAUCUACGUUCAUAUUUUCUAGACAUUAUCCUAAGUGAAGAAGCUACUAGAAAGCCAUGCAACUUUGAAAGAGUUGAGCUUUACCAUGCCUAUAUAUAGGAACCUUCCCUUAAUCUCAUUCCUCACAACUUACAUAGAAUUGGUGUUAAAUACAUACUAAAGUCGUUUAUAUAUACAUAAGAGGGGAGAGAGAGUCUAGCCAUUUGAAGUUUGGAAGCUUGAAGAUGGCUAGUUCCAAGGUGCUAGCUGUUGCAUUCUUGGCUAUGCUCCUUGUGGAACUUGCUUUUGCCGCAAGAUUAUCAAAAGAGGUCUUUGGUAGUGGAGGUGGUAGAGGAGGAGGAGGAGGAGAAGGAGGAGGAGGAGGUGGUGGUUAUGGACCUGGUUCAGGCUCAGGGUAUGGUUCGGGUUCAGGAUAUGGUGGUUCAAAAGAAGGAUAUGGUAUUGGUGGCGGUGGAGGAGGAGGAGAAGGUGGAGGUGGUGGUUCUGCUGGUGGGUAUGGUUCCGGAUAUGGGUCUGGCGGUGGCUCAGGGU
Molecule: messenger RNA, 1419 nt
Organism: Ilex paraguariensis (yerba mate)
Lineage: Eukaryota; Viridiplantae; Streptophyta; Magnoliopsida; Aquifoliales; Aquifoliaceae
Source: the annotation of a GenBank genome assembly